AUCCGCCUCUCCGCGCCCGCCGCCAUACAGGUGACGGUGCGGGACGCGCUGAACCAGGCGCUGGAUGAGGAGCUGGAGCGGGACGAGCGCGUCUUCCUGCUGGGCGAGGAGGUGGCUCAGUACGAUGGGGCCUACAAGAUAUCCAGGGGUCUCUGGAAGAAGUACGGGGACAAGAGGGUGAUCGACACCCCGAUAUCAGAGAUGGGCUUCACAGGAAUCGCUGUCGGUGCCGCUAUGGCGGGGUUGAGACCGGUGUGUGAAUUCAUGACGUUCAACUUCUCCAUGCAAGCAAUCGAUCAGGUUAUAAACUCCGCAGCCAAGACCUGCUACAUGUCUGCGGGAUCGAUCGCUGUUCCCAUCGUCUUCCGGGGCCCCAACGGCGCCUCGGCUGGCGUCGCCGCCCAGCACUCCCAGUGCUUCGCAGCGUGGUAUGGACACUGCCCAGGGCUGAAAGUCGUCAGUCCUUGGAGCUCAGAAGAUGCUAAAGGUCUGCUGAAAGCAUCAAUCCGGGACGAUAAUCCAGUUGUGAUGCUGGAAAAUGAAUUACUGUAUGGUGUUCCCUUUGAAAUGUCUGAACAGGCACAGUCAAAGGAUUUCAUUGUUCCAAUUGGAAAAGCUAAAAUAGAAAGGCAAGGAACUCAUGUUACAUUAGUGUCACACUCAAGACCUGUCGGACAUUGUUUGGAAGCAGCUGCUGUACUUGCCAAAGAAGGUGUAGAGUGCGAGGUUAUAAACCUGCGCACCAUUCGCCCAAUGGAUAUUGAAACAGUGGAAGCCAGCGUUGUAAAGACAAACCAUCUCGUCACCGUAGAAGGAGGUUGGCCACAAUUUGGAGUAGGAGCUGAAAUCUGUGCCAGGAUCAUGGAAGGAUCUGCCUUUAACUACUUGGAUGCUCCAGCUGUGCGUGUUACCGGUGCAGAUGUUCCUAUGCCUUAUGCAAAAAUUUUAGAAGAUAACUGCAUACCUCAGGUGAAGGAUAUAAUAUUUGCAGUGAAGAAAGCUUUGAAUAUCUAAGUUGUAAAUACAUGUUUUAAAGUUCUCCUUUACAAAGUGUUAAUGGUGUUGGGCAAGUUGUAUGCAUAACUUCUGUUGUAUAGCUACAUGAACUUUUUGUACAGUGGGGAAGCUAUUGUGACCUCCCAGGGUAUUUAUAUGGGGUUACCCUCUAAGCCACACGUCAUAGAAGCAACAGUGUGGUAAUGCUUGUUUGUUCAACAGUACAGGUGGGAGAAAUCCUAUUCUGAAUUCAAAAUGAGGAAAAAAUCCUCCAUUUCUGCUUGGGUUGUAAUUACCAGGCUAGCUGUGGCAGUGGUAGUUGAGGGAAGAGGUCUGGAGUCUGGUCCCAGAGUGCUGCAGGGCUCUCGAGGAGCUCAUGGUCAUAAGGCUUAUUAAAGGUGAAUGGUCGAACUGGAGUGAGUGGAGCCAUGCUUUUCAGUUCACUGAAGUGCAACCCUCUGCACAUCGUGGCUGUGGAAGCCUGCAGGAUGGGUUAAGAAUGGGAACGAGCACUCUGCUCACAUGGGAAAGCUUCUGCGCAAGAGCUUAGAUAAAGAUCCUGCUCCUCUGCAGUACAUAACAGGAAACACUACCUAAUUUUUCUUUACUAGCUGCCACAGUGAUUA
Molecule: messenger RNA, 1622 nt
Organism: Athene cunicularia (burrowing owl)
Lineage: Eukaryota; Metazoa; Chordata; Aves; Strigiformes; Strigidae
Gene: PDHB
Product: pyruvate dehydrogenase E1 beta subunit
Exons: 9
Biological process (GO): pyruvate decarboxylation to acetyl-CoA
Molecular function (GO): pyruvate dehydrogenase (acetyl-transferring) activity
Source: RefSeq, a predicted model, not a curated record